AUGUUAACAACGGGUAAUAAUAACAUUGAACAUUUGGACAAUAUUGAAAAACUUCUUAUGCGUUUGCAACAAUAUAAUCUCAAAGUUAAUAAAAGUAAAACUGAAUUUUUUAAAAACAGCGUUGAAUUCUGUGGAUACAAAGUUGAUUGUAACAAGCUUCACAAAACGGAUGUUAAAAUUAAAGCGAUUCGUGACGCACCGAGGCCGGGAAAUGUCAGUCAAGUGAGAUCGUUUAUUGGCAUGGUUAAUUACUAUCAAAGAUUUAUUCCGAAUUUGUCAUCUGUACUGUAUCCUUUAAAUUGUCUGCUCAGGGCUAAUUGCAGAUGGAAGUGGACUAAAUACUGCGAAAAAGCGUUUCUCGAAGCCAAAAAGCUUAUGACCUCGAACACUGUAUUAACUCAUUAUGAUCCUUCAUUAACUUUAAAACUGGCAUGUGAUGCUUCACAGUAUGGUCUCGGGGCGGUAAUGUCUCAUGUAAUGAAAGAUGGUUCCGAACGUCCCAUAGCUUUUUCUUCAAAAUCGCUUACCGAGAAAACAAAGGAAAUAUUCACAAAUAGAGAAAGAGGCCCUUGCAAUUAUUUGGGGAGUCAAAAAGUUCUAUUGUUACGUAUCCCCGCUACAACAGCUGCAAGGUUACUAAGAUAUGCUUUGUUUCUAGCAGGUUUGGACUAUGAAAUUGAAUUCAAACCAACGGCAAAACACUGUAACGCAGAUGGGUUAUUUAGAAUGCCGCUUCAAGCACAAGAGAACGAAACUGAAGACGAUAUUACCGAUGCUACAGUAAACAGCUUUGCCAUUUGUGACUCUCUGCCGAUAACGUGCAAACAGGUUAGAAAUCAAACUUGUUGUGACGCUGAUUUAAUGGAACUAUAUGACUCUGUAAGGAAAGGGUGGUCGUUGUUCCAGUCACAAAAACCCAGUAUCAAGCCCUACUAUUUUCAUAAACGUGAAAUAACGGCACAUGAUGGUUGUUUGAUGUGGGGUUCAAGAGUAAUCAUACCAAAUUCUCUGAGAUCACGUUUGUUAAAAGAAUUGCAUGAUGGUCAUGUUGGAAUUGUGAAAAUGAAAUCUUUGGCUCGAAGUUAUUUCUGGUGGCCAGGAUUAGACAAAGACAUAGAAAAUAUGAAUAAAAAUUGCAAUGACUGCCAUAUGCAGCAAAAUGAACAUUCGAAAGCUCCUCUACACCACUGGGAGUGGCCCCAAGCACCAUGGAACCGAGUCCAUGUAGAUUUUGCCGGGCCAUUCAAGGGGGCGAUGUUUUUAAUAGUAGUAGAUGCAUAUUCAAAAUGGCCGGAAGUUAUUAAAAUGUCGUCAACUAACGCCAAUAGUACUAUCCGUGUCAUAAGAAGUCUUUUUGCUAGAUAUGGUUUACCGGAAUAUCUUGUGAGUGACAAUGGGCCUCAAUUUUCUUCACAUGAAUUUGCGAACUUUUUGAAAGCAAAUGGCAUCAAGCAUAAGAAAUCUGCACCUUAUCAUCCAGCAUCUAACGGCGCUGCCGAACGAUUUGUACAAACGUUCAAGCGCGCUAUGCGCUAA
Styela clava is the source of this 1536-nucleotide messenger RNA. The record is from RefSeq and is a predicted model, not a curated record. NCBI's taxonomy places the organism in Eukaryota, Metazoa, Chordata, Ascidiacea, Stolidobranchia, Styelidae.